Molecule: messenger RNA, 1817 nt
Organism: Xylaria bambusicola
Lineage: Eukaryota; Fungi; Ascomycota; Sordariomycetes; Xylariales; Xylariaceae
Product: pyridoxal phosphate-dependent transferase
Exons: 2
Coding region: 294-1736 (480 amino acids)
Molecular function (GO): pyridoxal phosphate binding; transaminase activity
Source: RefSeq, a predicted model, not a curated record
CGGCAACAUAUGCCGAACUUAUGGUAUACCUACCCAACCUCGAUUUGUUGGGAAUGCGAUCCGCUAGGCUUGCCACUAUGGAGGAAAUAGUUGGCACUGUUUUGAUGGAAAAGACAGGAACCCAUGUCCGAGAUUUCUCAUAGCUAGAGGUGAUUAAGCCUAAGAAGUCUUCGAGCUCAUCUUAUGAGAUACAAGAAGCCUCUCUCUAUCUCGGUACCUAGGCAGUGUGUUGUGUUGAUUACCAUUGUGUUUUUAACUGUUUCUAUAGCUUCCACCGCGACUUGAAUCUCAAGAUGAGUGCUUCCAAGGCAAAAAACGGUAUGCCAGCCGGAGAAUCUCUGGAUCACGAUAUGCACAGUGGUUGGGGUAGUGCCUACACAAAUCGCAGCACCGUUGGCGACAAAGAGACUCUUUCGCUGUGGCAAGAAUACGCAGUCGAUAAGGCCGCAGUCGACAGGAAAUAUCAACUUCUUCUACAUGAGUACACCAACCUUUUCUACAAGGUCUUCAAUGGCUACUAUCCUAUCUCUAUGCACGCCCAUGCCACGGACUCAAUCAACCCUACCACCAUUGCCAGUCUCAUUCUCAAUACCGCCGCUACAAGCCCCUUAGUGCUGGACUCUGAAAGUCUGAGACCUAAGCCGGAUGAGGAGCCAGAGGAAACAGGCAUGAGAGUUCGGGAUUUUGCACUCAAUUUUCUGGGCUGGAAUGAGACGCAUGUCCUUGCUCCCACGUUUGUCGUAGCUGAUAAUAUCUAUGGAGCUGGGUAUGGACCACUGGCGCACGCCUCAAAGGAGUGGGAGACAAGUGCGAUCGCCGCUGGGCCAAAGCCUAUUGUGGUUAAUAUGAGAGAAGCGGAUGAAGAGACGCUGAAUGCUCAGUUUGCAGAAGCAAAAACGAAAGGCGCUAUCGCGGUGCUCUUUGACAUGGUUAGCACAGAAGAUGGACUCGUCUUCACACCAGAGAAGUUCGGUUUAGUGAAGGCUUGCUGCGCUCGGAACCGGCUAUUGCUCAUUGUAGACGAGACGAUGACCGCGAUGCGUUGUGGUGCGCCCUUUGCAUUUCAGCGACCUGAGUAUGCACGACAGGGUGCGGAGUUUCAGCCCGACUUUGUCAUAUUCGGCAAAGGCAUCGGCGUGAGCGGCAUCGCGAUCUCAUUCGGAGGCGUCAUGACCAAAGGCCUCACAUAUACGAAAUCAGAAGACAUUCUCCAAACAAUACGAUACUGGCGUGCCCUCGUGAGCCGGCCGAUAAGAACUCCCAAUCUGCUUGAGGCGUUGAGUAUCCUGCGUGCCUCAGUGGCGGAAAAUUGGCCGGAGCAGAGCGAACGAAUUGGAGAAGCAAUUCGUGAUGUGUUGCACGAGCUCGAACCUAGUACCAAGGAGCCCGGCGCCAUCCAAGGGCUAGGCGCUGUGAUCGCCAUAGACCGAGACAUAGCUCUGCGGUAUCGUGUCAUGUGUGCGAUUCGUCGGCGUAGUCCAUGGGCCCGACUGCUACCCAAGCUGGGCAGCAUCUCUGCCGAUCGCGAUGAGCUCAUGAAACAGGUCUUCGGGAAAGAAAGUAAAUCGCAAAGGCAAGCUCUGGCACAAGAAGCGGAGCGAUGUGGUGCGAUACCCCUCUGGUGCUUCAUCUGCGGGAUCGAAGCAACAUCUGAAGACUGGUGCCGAACCUGCUAUCUAAGUUACUGCAAUAAUGAGGUCUGUGUAGCGGCAUUCCAUAGACACGCGUGCGUAUAGAUAAAAGAAAAUAGAUGCUUAGAUAUAGACAUAUAGUAUAGUUCACGAUAGUUUGCGAUCAAUUUAAGUUGUUUGAAUGAG